Messenger RNA from Oryza sativa Japonica Group (Japanese rice), 1363 nucleotides. Its product is annotated as protein SMALL AUXIN UP-REGULATED RNA 9-like. NCBI's taxonomy places the organism in Eukaryota, Viridiplantae, Streptophyta, Magnoliopsida, Poales, Poaceae. Gene Ontology annotation, biological process: response to auxin. The record is from RefSeq and is a predicted model, not a curated record.
ACAAAGAAUCCUGUUUAGGCUAAACAACCCUUGUGGCUGGGGAGUUGGACACCUCCAUUCUAAGUACAAUCAUGCACACAGGUCAAGAGGUGUUUAUAGCUAAAUCUAAUGCAUUAUUGACAUGACGCCACUGGCCUCUCCAAGUCGGCCAUGGCGUCACUCUUUGCACACUUGCAACUCCUGCUCCAGUUAUUAACCUUCCGGUGCUGCCGUACCUCAUGUAUACUACUAAAUCACUGCAUCCAUGGACCAAGUACUUAAAUGCUAUAUAUGCAAUCUUCAGUUGUACUUAAAUUCUAUAUAUAUGCAAUCUUCAAUUGUACUUCAAUUCAAUAUAUCUACUCUUUAAUUGUAAUUAAAUUCUAUAUAUGAAAUCAUUAAUUGUGCAAGAACCAUGGAUAUCUGCCCCCAAUCCAAAAGAUGGCCUUUGGACCAAGAACCUUGCUUGGUCCAUCUAUAUAUAUCAUUCACCACCUCUCCUUUCACCUUCCCACAUGUUCUUGCUUAAUCCUUUCACUAAAUGUGUAAACAAGUUGUCGAUGUGCCACCAUUAGAAGGAGCAUUUGCAACUUUGUAAUCACUAGCUAACUAAAAAGAGGAAGCUGUUGUAUACGUACGUGAGCGUGGGCAUGGCCGAGAAGAAGCUGGCAAUGGCGGAGAGAGGGCGGAGGGGCCUGAUCAUGAAGACGCUGGACCGGUGCCGGCCGCCGGCGUGGAGGAGGCCGGCGGAGGGGUGCCUCUCGGUGUACGUCGGCGCGGCGCGGCAGCGGUUCGUCGUCCGGACGGCGAGCGUGAACCACCCGCUGUUCCGGCCGCUGCUGGAGGAGGCCGAGGAGGCGUUCGGGUACGCGGCGGCGGGGCCGCUGCAGCUGCCGUGCGACGCCGCCGUGUUCGCCAGGGUGCUGGAGCAGAUCGAGGAGGAGGAGGAGGAGACGGCGGCCGCCGGCGACGUGGCGGCGAGGAGGUGCGGCCUCGCCGCCAGAGGGCACUCCGCCUACCGGCUGCUCGUCCCCGGCGGCCGGCCUGCCCUCGCCGGCCGGUCGUAGGACGGUGCAGACAUGCAGUGGAGUGUUUCUUGUCCAUCGACUUAUCUUGAGCUUGUGGCUCUGAUGAUAAAUCCACCUAAAUCAAUUAAUGUAUCUGCAAAUCAUGAAUAUUGCAACAAGAGGUUAGUGCUUAGUACUAGUAGUUGAUCAGAUCUUGGGCUUGAGUUUUUCUUUUGUUGAGCUCAUAUUCACAGAAGAUAUGUGUAUCUCUUAGGUCGCAGUAACUGUUGAUCAGUUGAUGCAAAUGUUAUAUAUUCAAAUUCCCUAGCUUUGGAUAUUUAUGAUACAGAUUUCCCAAGCUUUGAAUGUUUAUGAUA